This is a messenger RNA of Aplysia californica (California sea hare), 2779 nucleotides long. RefSeq lists its product as uncharacterized. The transcript has 4 exons. The record is from RefSeq and is a predicted model, not a curated record. NCBI's taxonomy places the organism in Eukaryota, Metazoa, Mollusca, Gastropoda, Aplysiida, Aplysiidae. The coding region runs from base 653 to 2779 and encodes 708 amino acids.
AACCAAACUGAGUUGCUUUGGAACAAGGGUGACCUGGUUCCAGUGUGGCGUGGCUUUAUUAAGUCACAUGCAGUGCCGCUGCACUAAGUCGGUCGAAGGUCUUAGGAGACUGGUGGAUUAAUCCCAGGGUCAGAGCUUAUGGGUUGUCGUUCCUUGUUCUUACAGAUAUAUAACAAUAUAUGUAUUACGACUUCAGCAAGUUGGCCAUUAUGUCACUACAGACAUACACCGAUUGAAAGGAAUAACAUUAGCUUUUGAGACGCUCAGUUAGGCGCUGUACACAAAGGAUAUUUCUUCACUGUGCUUUUGAUAGUUCGAAACAUUUUUGGCGAAACAAUUAACUGAAUUACUGUUAAUUUUACUUUUAUCUUUUUAAUUUUUGUUCUUAAUAUUUUAUGAAUCAACGAAAUUUUCAGACGUGAUUUUGAUUGCAGAAGCAAACUUAAUCAGAGAAGAAAUUGAAAGUAAAUUAAUAAAUUAAAUACAACAUAAAAGGACGAUAGAGAACAAACAUAAAAAUCUCCCAAGAACAAAAGGACCAACAUUUCAACUUGAUGGAAGUCUUUUCCUUCGUUGGGGACAUAUCGUUCUCGUAUUUAAAUUGAAGCAUUCUCCCCGAGAAUAUCUCUAUCAGCAGUCUUAGAGAAGCGAAAUGCCCAAAAGCUUUCUUCUCUGCCCGAAUCGGAAAAAAGACCUGGAGGCCUUUAUACGAGAAGAGCUGAACGGAGACAGCAAAGAUGCACACACAGAGUCUUCACUUUCUCGGAAAGGUCAGUGUAAAGUGUCACUGAUUCCUGACGGUUAUAAACUGGCAGUAGACAGGGUUUCGGACAGUUCUGAAAACACAGAUAACAAGAACGGAGUUAAAACCGAAGCACUAUGGUCUUUGCCUGCUUCAAAAUCGUCUUCACCGGAAUCGUCCGCUUCUUCUGAUCGGGACUCCAUUCCAAGCUCGACUUACCGACAUCUGACAAGCCUGUCCGACACUUUGGAUGAUCAGGCAUCCCUUCGACAUCGAUCCAUUGCCCAGCCGACGGUGGUCCACCCAGUGCGGUCGUUACCCUUACCCCCAAACUCAUCUAUUUUGCCUACUCUACCUGGAAGCAACCUAUCCACUGCGCAAAGUUUUCUGCUAGAGAAGACACUUUUGAGUUACUCUUCACCUUCAACAAUAAACUCAAACGAACAACAACAGCAGCAGCAACAGCAGCAGCAGCAGCAACAACAGCCGCAGCAACAACAGCAACAGCACAGUUCUCUUCUACAUUCGCCCUUGACUUCCGCUUUUGAUGUACUACCGCGUGGAGCACGCAGGAGCAUGCAUGAUUUCCGGGAGGGGAGUCUGUCUUUGAGCAUGGGACAGAACUCUCUGGAUGCAGGUAGCUGCAGAAGACGUAGCUCAGGGGACAUACUCGUUCCUCAGCUUUCUGCGCAGAGAAGACACUUAGACAACAUGGCUCUGGGUUUAGUCAAGCGAAAGCCAAGCCCUAUAGAAACACAGGCAAAGAGACAUUGUUCGGGUACCGGUAUCAUUUACCCGAGCCCUAUCGAAGACAGAACUUCAAGACGACUUUCCAACAUAGAGCCGAAGCUAUGUGGAUUUCGGGAAUUCCCUGUGGUAGAGGGAAGCCCCCAUAGAAGACCAGGUAUAGAACAUAGUCUCGGGGGCUUCCGAGAAUUUCCGGUAGCUCAACAAACUUUGUCUCAUCUUUUCCCGUUUGUGUAUCCAGCUCCUCAGACUCACCUACCAGCAGAACACAACAGUUCAACGUCGCCUUUGCUCGUCGACUCCAGCAUCCCCUUUACGACGUAUUUGCACAACUUGACACGCGCUUUGCGUGAAUCUGCUGCUUCUAAAAGCACCGUAAGUUUAGAUGGUGUUCAAACAGAACGAAAAUACACCGUAGCAAAAGCGGGGGAAGAAAAAAACGAAUCUGACAUUCAAAUAGAACCUGAUAGUUCUUCUUCCUCAAACAAUGACGGAUCACCCGUACACCUCAAAAGAAAGUAUGACGCUCUGAAUGAAGAACCCGAAGAAGCAGAAGAAGACGAAGAAGAAGAGCUUGUAGACUCAGACAGAUACCAAAAAGAACAUAAUGACGUUAUCAAAGAAAACAAACUGCUAGUGUCAAAAACUAUUUCCUAUGCAGAAGAUGACGUUGUUCGUGUGGUCAAUAGUGACCACCAUUCUGUACAUAAAACUCGUCGACUGCCCACGCUGACCAUUCCAAAGCCAGCAGAGAGUUUCCCUGGUCUUCUCGCGGAAGACGGCAGUAAAUGUUACUCCGCACCGAUCUUUGGGGACACGCCCCUGGCUGUGACGUCACCCGGACACCCUGGUCUGCACGCACAUCCAGGUCAAGGGUUGAGUUUGUCAGGCUCUGGUUUGUCGUUGCGUCAUCCGGGAACUCAUUUACAUCCUCACUACCCUGUUCCGAAUAUGUACCGAGAUGUUUUUCAUCCUCAAAGAACGGUAUCCUCCUCCUCUUCGUCGCCAUCCUCACCUCCUUCCUCGUCAUCGUCCACCCACCACCUGGCCCUCACCAGUCCUCUGACAGGAGGGAUUCCGCCAGUAGGUUUCAACCCUCUGGCAAGCCCUGUGAACGGGGUGUUUCAUCCGGCCUUCCUAGGCCUGGGGGGUCUGGGGGGCCUGGGGAUCCGCAGACCGUCCGUGGAAAAACCGCCACCCGUGAAGAAGUACAAGUGUGACGUCUGCCAAAAGGCUUUCUCCAGAAGCAAUACUCUCGUCACUCACAAGGUAGGCAGCAAUGUUACAUGA